AUGGGGUUUACUGCAGGAAAAUGCUGUAAAUAUGUCAGGAAAUAUUUUACGAAUGGGCAAAGAAAAAAUAUGCUACCCUAUUUUAUGUAUUGUAAAAAUAAACCAUUUAUCAUGAAUCCAAAAUAUAUACAAAAAUAUUCACUAGAAAGUGUACCACCAAAAGUAAUAAACAGAUAUAUACAAGAUAAUAGAAGGUUAAAGGAUGACAGUUUUUAA
Messenger RNA from Plasmodium vinckei vinckei, 216 nucleotides. Its product is annotated as conserved Plasmodium protein, unknown function. NCBI's taxonomy places the organism in Eukaryota, Apicomplexa, Aconoidasida, Haemosporida, Plasmodiidae. Bases 1 to 216 code for a protein of 71 amino acids. The record is from RefSeq and is a predicted model, not a curated record. The transcript is spliced from 2 exons.